Xyrauchen texanus (razorback sucker) is the source of this 1166-nucleotide messenger RNA. RefSeq names its product SLAM family member 9-like. Lineage: Eukaryota; Metazoa; Chordata; Actinopteri; Cypriniformes; Catostomidae. The record is from RefSeq and is a predicted model, not a curated record. The transcript has 5 exons. Bases 1 to 864 code for a protein of 287 amino acids.
AUGACGGGCGGAGUGAGGUGGUCUGGAUGCGGUGCAGGUGAAGAUUGGACACUUCGAUGCAGACACUACGUCGGACAGUGGAGGAAAGUUCUUUCGGACCUAGAACGAGUAAAGCGAGGUGUGUUUGGUGUUGAUCCAGAUAAAGUGAAGUCAGUGUCAGUGAUGGAGGGAGAUUCUGUCACUUUACACACUGAUGAUACUGAAAUACUGAGAGAUGAUGAUGUUUUACAGUGGAUGUUUGGAGCUCAGAAUCCAGAUACUGUUAUAGCAGAAAUCAACAGAGAAGCAAAUAUAACCUCAAUAAUGGACGAACAGUUGAGAUUCAGACUGCAGCUGAACGAUCAGACUGGAGAUCUCACCAUCACAAACAUCACAACCGCACACACUGGACUUUAUAAAGUACAGAUCAGCAGAAACACAAUAUCAUUUAAUAUAUUCAAUGUGACUGUUUAUGCUCGUCUGCCGGUUCCUGUGAUCAUCAGAGACUCUUCUCAAUGUUCUUCAAGCUCUAAAUGUGUGUUGGUGUGUUCAGUGGUGAAUGUGACACAGGUGACUCUCUCCUGGUACAAAGGAAACAGUUUAUUGUCCUCCAUCAGUGUGUCUGAUCUCAACAGAAGUCUCUCUCUACAUCUGGAGUGUGUCGAUGAUUCUUACAGCUGUGUGAUCAACAAUCCCAUCAGAAACCAGACUAAACAUCUCAACAUUACUGAAGUCUGUCAGCCGUGUUCAGGUGAUUGGGUUCACUGUUGUGCUUUUACUGAAGCUGUGAUCCGAUUGGUCCUUUCUGCUCUGGUGGGCGUGGCUUCUGUUGCUGUACUAGUUUAUGACAUCACAUCCAGAAGAGAAGUGACAUCACCAUCAUGAAGUGAAAUGAAGUAAUUCAACAGAUAUUCUAAAACAAGAAUAAACAGUCGAUAAAUUGUCCUGUCUAUUUCAUAAUGACAUUUUCUUGUUUCAAACUAUUAUAAAUGUAUUUAUAUAGUUUCAUGUACGGAACAUAUAUAUGUGUAUAAUUACAAUGGUGCAUUAGAUAUUUUAAAGCUACAUUUCUGUACAAUAAAUUUGGAAAACAUAAAUUAAAUUCAGAUGCUCUUGUAAAACUUCAUUCAAAAGAUGCAAAACCUGUUGAAAUGUUAAUAAAUUACAUAAUAAAUAAAUAAAUACAG